GUCGUAAGAGCUCGCUUGUCACUGUUAAGAGGUGUGUUGUACUGACUGUAACUCUCAACAUUGGUCCGGACAUGGGAUAAGUGGGACUUUUGAUUCCGUAGGAUAUUAAACGACACCAUGAAGUCGAGUAGAAAUGAACGUAGGCGUGUUCGGAAAAGUGCUCACGUUGUUGAGUAGUUUCCGAGUUGAGAAGUUAAUUUUGCUAAAGAAAGGGUGAUAAGGCAGACAGCAACUGGUGUGAAUUCUUAACGCGCGCUUCGACACUUCUAAAAAGGAAAUUUAAAGAUUGUUCAUUUCGAGUACGUAACUUGACGCCUUUGGAGAGAUACUGAAGGAGAAUUCGAGCGUUGAGAGCCCACUCGCUUAGAAAGUUGGAGAAAGUUGUUGCCUAUUGUUUCGAAGUGAGUAUUGAAAAAUCAAUUUUGGCAACAUGGCGCCUCCUCGAGUCUGUUGGACCCAAGCGCCAAAUCUGGUGAUUUUGUAAGCGCAGCGCAACGAAGGAUCAGCGUGCUCCAGGGGUGUAGGCACGCGAUCUUGCAGUUAGUGGACCGGUUGCUCUACCAAUACCAUUAUGGAUAAGCUAAAGCCAGCCCCGUAUCUGUUGGUUAAUAAGGUAACCAAGGGCAUCCCAUCUCCAAAUAUCUCGGCGCGAUAUGAGAGGGAAGAAGACGAAGGAAGGUCGCAAUAUGAGACGAUGGUGAAUGUGAUGAAGACGCUUCAAUGUGCAGGGGCCUCCCAGAAAAAGAAAACAUCGCUGUCGCCCACGAUGACUCCCGAAGAGCGGAAACGCGAGAGAAACAGCAGUGACAAAACAGUCACGUUUGCGUUGAACCACAACGCACAAAUGAAGGCACCAAGACCCGACCCCAAAGAAGGGGUCGACGAAAAACGGAUGGAAAUGAAAGGAAGCGAAGCUACAAACUUCUUACAGAGUUUCAAGACGAAAAAGCGGGAAAAGGAUAACGAAAAAUUCGAGCGGAUUCAGAGUACAAUUAAAGGAUAUAAACAAAUUUACGCAGAGGCUCGCGCCGCUCAAAGAGAACAGGCAGCUGCGGAGAUGCAACCAAUGCUCAACCAUACUGCUGAGAUCCUUCAUCCUGGGGUUGGGAGCUUGUCUCCGGGCGAAACUGGUCCAGAUGGCAGUCAACGGUCUGGGAGCAAAGAAAAUUCCCUAAAAAGUGGAAGCAAAGGGGCCAACAGACUUAGUCUUCCUGGAGUUGGUGGAACAAAUACUCGUUCACUGUUCAUCUUCAGUGAGGAGAACUUCAUAAGAAAAUACGCCAAAAUGAUAAUUGAGUGGCCUCCGUUUGAAUAUAUGGUACUGCUAACCAUCAUAGCAAACUGCAUCGUGCUGGCACUUGAAGAACACCUUCCAAAUAACGAUAGGACACCUCUAGCACUACAGCUGGAGGACACAGAAGUCUAUUUCCUAGGAAUUUUCUGCGUAGAAGCAUUUCUCAAAAUUAUAGCAUUAGGAUUUAUCUUACAUAAAGGUUCUUAUCUACGGAACGUAUGGAAUAUAUUAGACUUCGUAGUGGUAGUAACGGGGUUUGUUACCCUCUUUAUGGAGGGAGGGAGUGCAGACACAGGUUUCGACUUAAAAACCCUCAGAGCUGUCAGAGUUCUUCGGCCUCUGAAGCUGGUCUCAGGAAUUCCAAGUCUUCAGGUCGUGCUAAAGUCCAUCCUAUGUGCUAUGGCCCCACUGUUGCAAAUUGGUGUCCUAGUGUUAUUUGCUAUCAUCAUGUUUGCUAUCAUUGGGCUUGAGUUUUACAGCGGGGCCUUCCAUAAUACGUGCUACAUGAUAGACACCAACAUUAUUGACACAAUGGGAGAGUCUAGUCCAAGGCCGUGUGCUGUGAACCUUCCGAAAAGCAAUGGGGAGAAACCUGAUCCUUCUUCUGGGCUUUCCUGUAGACAUAAUGUAUCCCGUUGUAAGCCAUACUGGGAAGGACCCAACUAUGGCAUUACCAGUUUUGACAACAUUCUUUACGCCAUGUUAACAGUAUUUCAGUGUAUCACUAUGGAGGGAUGGACAGACGUCUUGUAUUUUACCAAUGAUGCAAUGGGCAGCCUCUUCAACUGGAUGUACUUUUUUUCACUCAUCAUUCUCGGCUCUUUCUUUAUGCUCAAUUUGGUGCUUGGUGUGCUAAGUGGAGAGUUUGCUAGAGAGAGGGAGAGGGUAGAAAACCGCCGUGCUUUCUUAAAACUUCGGAAACAGCAGCAAAUACAGAGGACCUUAAAUGGUUACCUUGAGUGGAUAUGCAAAGCAGAGGAAGUGAUUCUCAAUGAGGAUAAAACGACAGAUGAAGAGAAAAUGAAAAUCAUAGAAGCAAGAAGAAGAGCAGCUUCAAAGAAGAUGAAGAAUAUUAAAAGUGGAAAAGAGGUUGACCCAGAUGCUGAUUCUGAGAAUGAAGAUGAUUUAUUUAAUGAUAUCAAUAUGGUGAUGGUCCCUGUGUUAAAAGGGAACCCAUUUAGUCCAAAUGCAUUUGGUUUAAAGCCUAGGAAAAGGAGGAACACCUGUCCUUGUUGGAGAACAGAGCGUAAAUUUAGAUUUUUUAUACGACAUGCAGUGAAAAGCCAAGCAUUUUACUGGGGAGUGAUAGUUCUUGUUUUUCUUAAUACUGUGUGUGUAGCAGUGGAACACUAUGGUCAGCCAGCUUGGCUGGAUGCCUUUUUAUAUGGAGCAGAGUAUGCCUUCCUUGGUUGCUUUUGUUUGGAAAUGUUUAUCAAGCUAUAUGGACUAGGCUUCAGGAUGUAUUUCAAGUCUUCUUUCAACAUUUUUGACUGUGUGGUAAUUGUUGGAAGUAUUUUUGAAGUGAUCUACACACAGUUUACCAAGGACUCAUUUGGCUUUAGUGUACUCCGAGCAUUGAGAUUACUAAGGAUAUUUAAAGUCACACGAUAUUGGUCCUCCUUGCGAAACUUGGUGAUAUCUUUACUCAGCAGUAUGCGUUCCAUUGUCAGUCUGCUGUUCCUGCUCUUCUUGUUCAUUGUCAUCUUUGCCUUACUGGGGAUGCAGCUCUUUGGAGGAGAAAUGAACUUCGAGGAAGGACGGCCUCCAAUGCACUUUGAUACUUUUUUCAUGGCAGUUAUGUCCGUGUUCCAGAUCCUCACUGGAGAGGACUGGAAUGUGUUGAUGUACAAUGGAAUCGUCUCCAGAGGUGGAGUCAAAGGGGGUGGCUUAUGGUACUGCUCAUAUUUCAUUGUUUUGGUGCUAUUUGGUAACUAUACUCUAUUAAAUGUCUUCUUGGCUAUCGCCGUUGACAACCUGGCAAAUGCUCAAGAGCUCACAGCUGCUGAGGAGGAGGAAGAAGAUGAAGGAGCAAAGCGUCGAGAAGAAGUAAAGAAGCAGAUGGCUGGAGAGUUCGGCAAUGCCGAUCAGAAGGGGAUAUAUGAGGGAAAUUACUUUGACCUACAGAUGCGUAGAGAGGACCUGGACAAGACUGGGAUGGGUAUGGGGAACAUGCAGAUGGACAAGUUCAGAGUGCCGGCUGUGGGCAUUGAACCUCCCCAGGUGAACAUAUGUCCACCUUCCCCACCCAAUAACCAGGAUCCAAAACAACCAAAAGGAGGGGGUGCAUUCAACUUCUACAAUAAUGAGAUUGUGUUGAAGAUCAUGGCGGACGAUUACAACCGAGAUCGAAGAGCAGAUGAAAAACCAAACAACACUGAAGGUGGCAGUGAUAAUGAAGCUGAGGAACCUGGAGAGGAAGGGUCAGAUGGAGAAGGUGAAAAGAAGAAAGAAGAGGAAGAUGAGCCUGCAUUUGGCAAACCUAAACCAAUGUUACCUUACAGUUCUAUGUUUAUCUUUGGACCUAAAAACCCAGUGCGUAGGAUAUGUCACUUUGUAGUGAACCUGCGCUACUUCGACCUUUUCAUUAUGAUAGUAAUCUGCGCUAGUAGUAUUGCCCUUGCAGCAGAGGACCCAGUGGAUGAAAACUCAUUCCAAAACCAGAUACUGAAUUAUUUUGAUUAUGUUUUUACUGGCGUCUUUACUGUGGAAAUGAUCCUCAAGAUUGUUGACCUUGGUAUCUUGUUUCAUCCUGGAGCCUACUUCCGUGACCUGUGGAACAUUUUGGAUGCCACUGUGGUAACCUGUGCCCUUGUGGCAUUUGCAUUCAGUGGGGAAACAGGAUCUGCUGCUGGCAAGAACUUAAAUACCAUCAAAUCACUCAGAGUGCUAAGAGUACUGAGACCACUCAAAACUAUCAACAGAGUGCCCAAACUUAAGGCUGUGUUUGACUGUGUGCUGUCAUCACUGAAAAAUGUAUUCAACAUCCUCAUAGUGUACACUCUCUUCCAAUUGAUAUUUUCCGUGAUUGCCGUUCAGCUAUUUAAAGGAAAGUUCUAUCACUGCACAGACUCAUCAAAGAUGGAAGAGAAAGAGUGCCAGGGACAAUAUUUUGUAUAUGAAAGUUCAGACGAUUCUGAUGCCCAGACUCCGAAAGUGGAAGAGCGUGUAUGGGAGCCAUAUGACUUUGCCUAUGAUAAUGUAGCUAUGGCAUGGUUAACACUGUUUACUGUAUCCACGGGAGAAGGAUGGCCUCAGGUACUCCAGCAUUCCAUGGACUCCACAGAGGAAGGAAGAGGUCCUUCACCCGGUGCCCAUCAGGAGACAGCCAUGUUUUAUGUUGUCUUCUUUAUUGUCUUUCCAUUCUUCUUUGUCAAUAUAUUUGUUGCCUUAAUCAUCAUUACAUUUCAAGAACAAGGUGAAAAUGAGCUUGUGGACCAGGAUUUAGAUAAAAAUCAGAAACAAUGUAUAGACUUUGCUAUUCAUGCAAGGCCUAUAUGUCGCUAUAUGCCCAAAAACAAAGACUCUGUAAAGUUUCGCAUUUGGAAACUUGUCACAUCUGCACACUUUGAGUAUUUUAUCAUGGGCAUGAUUGCUUUGAACACAGUGGUACUCAUGAUGAAGUUUUAUAAUAUGCCAGAAACAUACACCUACGUCCUUAGCUACCUUAAUAUUACCUUCACCAUCUUAUUUACCGUGGAAUGUGUCCUUAAGAUUAUUGCUUUUGGACCAAAGAAUUAUUUCCGAGAUCCGUGGAACGUGUUUGAUUUUGUCACUGUGCUUGGAAGUAUCACGGAUGUUUUAGUCUCUGUUCUCAACACAUUGGUUCCUAGUCUAUUUGAGUCUGGUAGAAGCAUAAAUUUGGGAUUUCUACGUCUCUUCCGAGCUGCUCGUCUGAUCAAAUUGCUUCGUCAGGGCGGUACAAUCCGUAUUCUGCUCUGGACUUUUGUGCAAUCAUUCAAGGCACUGCCCUAUGUGUGUUUGCUCAUCCUUAUGCUGUUCUUCAUAUACGCCAUUGUUGGGAUGCAGAUAUUUGGAAAUAUUAAAUUUGUCGACGACAAGGCUAUCAAUCGCCACAAUAACUUCCGUACCUUUCCUCAAGCUGUGGUGCUGCUAUUUAGGUGUUCCACUGGUGAGGCCUGGCAGGACAUCAUGUUGAGCUGCAUUUCGGGGGCUCCAUGUGAAGUGCCUGAAGAUGAGGAGGAAUCAAAUGACUGCGGCACUGUUCUGGCAUACAUGUACUUUGUAUCAUUCGUCUUUUUCAGCUCUUUUCUUAUGCUGAACUUGUUUGUUGCUGUUAUUAUGGACAAUUUUGAUUAUUUGACUCGAGAUUCCUCUAUUUUGGGACCACAUCAUUUGGAUGAGUACAUCCGAGUUUGGUCAGAUUAUGACCCAACUGCAUCUGGCCGGAUCUCUUACCAGGAUAUGUAUGAUUUGCUAAGAAAUCUAGAACCGCCUGUAGGAUUUGGCAAGAAAUGUCCAUACAGGCUUGCCUAUAGGAAACUAAUCCGCAUGAACAUGCCUGUAGCAGAGGAUGGUACUGUGCACUUUACCACUACUCUUUUUGCCUUGGUGAGGGAAUCGCUUCAGAUAAAGAUGAGCCUAGCUGAUGAAAUGGAUCAAAAGGAUGAAGAACUCAGAGAUGUUAUACGGAAAAUGUGGCCCUUGCAGUCAAAGAAACCAAAGACUAUCAAGUUGUUGGUGCCACCAAAUGAAGAAUUGAAUAAUGGAAAGAUGACAGUUGGUAAGAUCUAUGCAGGCCUUCUGAUAGCAGAGAACUGGAAAGCCUACAAAGCCAGUCAGACAAGAACAAACCAUGCCAAAUCAGUCACUCCUCCACCUCCUAAAAAAGCUGAAGAGAGACCCCAGUCAUUGUUGAAGAGAGUAAUGGGUGUUCUGAAGACCACACCCACCCAGGACAGUUUUGAUAAUGGAGAUGAAUAUGGCCAUGAGCCUGGAUACAGGUACUGAACACUUGACCACAGUUUGUGGCUUGUCUGAAAAGUUUAUUUUGCUGUGAGUCUCAACAUCUGUCUUCGAUA
Lingula anatina is the source of this 6333-nucleotide messenger RNA. Its product is annotated as voltage-dependent calcium channel type A subunit alpha-1. Lineage: Eukaryota; Metazoa; Brachiopoda; Lingulata; Lingulida; Lingulidae. The record is from RefSeq and is a predicted model, not a curated record. Gene Ontology annotation, molecular function: calcium ion binding; high voltage-gated calcium channel activity. Gene Ontology annotation, cellular component: membrane; voltage-gated calcium channel complex. Gene Ontology annotation, biological process: calcium ion import across plasma membrane; chemical synaptic transmission.